Molecule: messenger RNA, 1409 nt
Organism: Orbicella faveolata
Lineage: Eukaryota; Metazoa; Cnidaria; Anthozoa; Scleractinia; Merulinidae
Source: RefSeq, a predicted model, not a curated record
AUGACUUCAUCUCGCCAUUCUAUUGCUGUGUCAGUCAAUAAUUACGUGCAGCAGGACAGGUCUAUCGGUGAAUUUGCUAUAAUUGCAUAUACUAGACACNGUGACCAUCCAUGUCCCACGGAUCCUUGUGCUCCACCGUGCCCACCCCCACCACCUUGUGGGCAACCUCCUUGUCCGCCACAACCACCCCAACAGCCUUGCGGAGGUCCACCAGCUCCAGAAGUACCACCUCCACCCCCUCCACCAGCAAAGCCAACUGAAGAAGGAAAAGAAGAAGAAGGAAAAGAAGAAGAAAAUGAAGAAAAGGGAGAAGAGGAAAAGGAAGAAAAACCACCAACGAAGCCACCUCCUCCUGUUCAUCCUCCUCCACCCAGGCGGCCUUACCAGCCUUACCAACCUUAUGCACAGAGACCGCCUUAUGGACAGCCACCGUACGGGCAACAACCACCUUACGGUCAGCAAUAUCCAUUCGGACAGCAGCCUCCCUAUGGUCAGCAACCUCCUUAUGCUCAACAAUCUCCUUAUGGUCAGCAAUAUCCGUACGCACAACAGCAACCUUAUGGGCAACCUCAACCGUUUUAUGGACAAGGUAUUCCUCAACCACAGCCUCCAGUUCAGCCUGCCGUACAGCCUGCGCAACCUGCACAGCAACCUGCUCAACCAGCUUCUCCAAUGCCCGCGGCCCCUGCUGCUCAACCCGCUGGGCAGGCUGCUGCCCCUAUGCCGGCGGCUCCUGCCGGUGGCUCCAACCCUAUGCCGGCAGCUCCCGCCCCUGAAGCUGCUGCUGGCAUGACCCCGCAAGCUGAUUCGCCACAGGGAGGGCAAGCUUACGUUAUCCAACACCCAUGGCCAGGAACAGAAGGACCACUCACAAUUAAAAAGCAAGGCGUUGAAAAGAAGAUAGUAGAACCCAAAAAGAACCUAACCGCCGACGAAGUAGUGGUGGCUUAAAUUUUUAGCAUCAUUAGAUGUAGACGAUACCCCAACAUAUGACUCAAUUUGGAGUCGACUCUGUUUUAUGACUUAACUACUGUACAAGAAAGUAGUUUCCUCUCUAUGGAUUCGGAUUCUGAAAGCCCAUACCUACGAACAGGUUGUUCGGUUUUGAUACAAGGCCAUACCAAAACAAUCCUGACACUACUAUGAACACGUGGCUUCGUCCUAGUAGAAAACAAUUGCGAGUUUAAAAAAAUCGAAAGAACAACACUGGCCUGAGAUCAGUGGCGCCCAUGUAGUUAAUCCCAUUGUGGUUGCACGACGCACUUUAUCGUUUCUUUUCAAUCAGUUCCCUGACAUGUUUAGCAAACAUACACAAAACUUUUGUGACCUCAAACAUUCGCUCAAUGCAGUUUGACAACUGUAAUAAAAAGCUAUGUACAAAUUUAAAUAAAAUGAAAUUUAUUCCUUGA